AUGUGCAAGGUUCAAGCAAUGGAUGAGGCCGAGGAGGUCCUUCAACAGAUGUUUGAUACAGGUAUUCUGCCAAAUAUUACUACAUAUAAUAGUCUGAUACACGGAUAUUAUUCAUCAGGACAGUGCGAACAGGUGGCUCAUAUUUUCAAGAAAAUGUCUAGGAAUGGUGUUCAGCCAGAUAUUGCAACUUACACCAUACAGAUGGAUUAUCUUUGCAAGAGUAGAAGAUUUGCGGGAGCUAGAACUAUUUUUGAUUCUAUGGCCGGUAAGGACCAAAAACCGAAUGUUACUAGCUACAGUAUUCUGCUUCAUGCAUAUGCUAUGGAACAGUCAGUCCAUGAUAUGCAUUGUCUCAUUGAAUUGAUGGUAGAAAAUGGUAUUGCACCAAAUCAUUCUGUGUACAACAUACUGAUAGUUGCAUAUGCUAAGGGGAAAAUGUUUGAUGAGGUAAUGCAUAUAUUUACAAAAAUGCGGCAGCAAGGAUUGAACCCAAAUGCUGCGAGCUAUGGAACAGUAAUAAACUUACUUUGCAGUAUUGGCCGAAUGGAUGAUGCUAUGUUGCAAUUCAAUCAAAUGAUAACUGAAGAAUUAGCUCCUGAUAUCAUAGUUUUCAACACUCUUAUAAGUGGUUUUUGUUCUUGUGGAAAAUGGGAGAAGGUUCAUGAACUACUUGCUGAAAUGUUGAAUCGUGGCAUCUAUCCCGACAACGUGUUCUUCAACACAAUUAUGGAUCACCUUUGCAAAAAUGGAAGGGUUAUGGAAUCCCAAGAUCUCGCUGACCUGAUGAUACACAUGGGUUUGAAGCCUGACAUGCAUACUUAUAACACACUGAUGGGUGGAUACUUUUUCAUUGGUAAGAUGGAUGAAGUGAGGAAGUUACUUGACCAUAUGGUCUCAAUUGGCAUGGAACCAGAUGUUGUCACCUAUAACACACUGAUUGAUGGUUACUUUAAGAAUGGAAUGAUAGAUGAUGCGUUAGCUAUUUUCAGUGAAAUGCUGGACAAAAAAGUUAAGCCUUGUGUUAUCACUUAUAACACAGUGUUGCAUGGGUUAUUUCAUACUGGAAGGACUGUUGCUGCAAAUGAACUCUAUCUCAGGAUGAUUGACAGCGGAAUAUGUGUGGAUAUUGUGACCUACAACAUAAUUCUCAGUGGUUUGUGUAGAAAUAACUGUGUGGAUGAAGCACUAAGAAUGUUUCAAAACCUGUGUUCAACAAAUUAUCAACUUGAGAUCAGGACUUAUAAUAUUAUGAUUAGUGCGUUGCUUAAAGUUGGCAGGAAGGAAGAAGCCACAGGUUUGUUGGAUGGAAUCUCGGCCAAAGGAUUUGUGCUCGAUGCUGUUACGUAUAGAUUAAUGAUACAAAGCUUUUAG
This is a messenger RNA of Triticum turgidum subsp. durum (durum wheat), 1371 nucleotides long. NCBI's taxonomy places the organism in Eukaryota, Viridiplantae, Streptophyta, Magnoliopsida, Poales, Poaceae. The record is from the annotation of a GenBank genome assembly.